This is a messenger RNA of Heterobasidion irregulare TC 32-1, 3204 nucleotides long. RefSeq lists its product as uncharacterized. Gene Ontology annotation, cellular component: cytosolic [4Fe-4S] assembly targeting complex. NCBI's taxonomy places the organism in Eukaryota, Fungi, Basidiomycota, Agaricomycetes, Russulales, Bondarzewiaceae. The coding region runs from base 1 to 3117 and encodes 1038 amino acids. The record is from RefSeq and is a predicted model, not a curated record. The transcript is spliced from 22 exons. Gene Ontology annotation, biological process: iron-sulfur cluster assembly.
AUGGAGACUGCACAGAGGCUCAUAAGGACUUGGGUCGCGUCGCCACGAGAAAAUGAGAUCGACGACACUGCUUCAGGCAUCGCUGCCGGCGACAUCCAGCUUCUCCAUAUAGUGAAGGCCUUGGGGGAAUACUUGACCUCCGAGGAUGGUGACCUACGGAACAAGGGUGUGGAUUUUCUGGCAUCUGUUGUUGGCCGUUAUCCACGAGAGAAAAUAAAUCGCCAGGCCGUUAAAGUCCUCAUCGGAUUCUUCAAGUCCAAGCUCGAGGACACUGAGACUAUCAUACCCGCUCUGAAAGGCAUUCUGAACCUGACACCCCUUCCCUCUUUCAUAUCUGAGGAUGCAGUCGAGAUCGCCGAGGCUCUUUUCGCCCAUGUGAAAAUGCAAGCCCUCGUCCAGGUCCAACGAUAUGUUGUUUUCUCCAUAUUCGACUCACUCAUAGCGCUUCAUCGUGAUGCUUUGAAGAGUAUGGGAAAGGGUUUCAUUAAACGGUAUGCUGUUCUGGCUGAUGGGGAGAAGGAUCCUCGAAAUCUCCUAGUCGCGUUCGCGAUCGCUCGAGUUAUCUUGAUCGAAUUUGACAUCACGGAAACCGUUGAGGAUAUGUUCAACGUCACGUUCUGUUAUUUCCCCAUUACAUUCCGCCCUCCCCCCGACGAUCCAUAUGGUAUUACCGCUGAUGAUCUCAAAAAGGCACUCCACUUGAGCCUCAGUGCUACUCCUGCUUUUGGGCCUCCUGGCAUCCCAUUAUUUCUUGAGAAGCUGAACGCUGGCACCCCUCUCACAAAGCGCGACACCCUCCAAACCAUGGCCAUAUGCAUCCCCGUUUACGGUUCUAUCCAGGCACGUACGUCGGCGCGAAAGCUUUGGAGCUCUCUCAAGCUCGAGAUCUUCCAACCCACGGACCCUAUCACGGAAGAGGAAGCCCUCAAGACGAUGCAAGUUCUGAUCAAGACGAUUUAUGCGGACGACAGCGAGAACAAGGACUCUGACGAAGACAUCGCCGGCCUUGCGAAAGAAGCAUGCGAGGAGUGUAUACAGAUCCUACGGGAGCCUGAGAAGAGUCAGGCUAAGCCUGCAAUCAAAGUGCUUUGCGCGUUCAUGUCCACGACUCCUUCUGUCUCCAGAUACACACUCUCGCAGACCGUCCCACAUCUGAUCAAGCUCUUCUACAAUCCAGAUGAACUCCCAAAUCGCGGCCCCGUGCUCUCCCUCUUGUCUUCACUUAUAUCUGCGGCCCGCGAUUCCACCGUGAAAAGUUCAUCGACUCCCGAUGAGCCUGGGGAGGUUCCUUUAUCGCCGUUCAAAGACGAGGUGCUAGGUGCACUCACAGUGGGCCUGAAAGCGCCAUCAUCUGCGCAGCCCGCGAUAGAGGGCCUUCUGGCGAUGGUGACCACCCCUGCACUUCUGGAAGACGAAGAGAUCGGUUUCGUCGUGCAAAAUGUGAACGAUGUACUCGUUAGCGACCGUGGUGACGUCUCCGACAUCAGCGAUGCCGCCUUGAACCUCCUCACAACCAUCUCGACUCUCGCGCCAAGCCAUAUUUCUCAGACAACGCUCCCGCUGCUAUUUUCUUUACUGACUGACACCGCACCUCCACGCUCGGACGGCCAAGCACGCACGCGUCUGUGGGCCACCUUGUCCUCACUCACCCAGCUCUGCGUACAGCCAGAGCUAUUCGAGACCCUGGUCAUCCGUCUCUCCACGAAGCUCGACCUGCUCUGCGCACCUCCCACCGGCGGCCCUGACCCGUCUGUCGACGUCGAUGCUGACUUUGAGCCAACGGCCGCCUAUGCCCACGCCGUCCUGACGACGCUCGCGAACGUGCUCUCGAAGAAGGUCGACCGGGGAGACGUGGACGUUCCGAAAUAUGUCGACCAGUUGGUUCCGCGCCUGUUCAACCUGUUCAUCUACUCCGCAUCGUCUUCGCAGAAGGGACUCGUCGCGACCGACACACGGCUUGUGACCGUGGCAGGGCGGAUUGUGAACCUGGUGGUUCAGACGCUGUCGGUGCAGAAACAGGAAACAUUCACUGCUGCGUUGGUCGGUGGGUAUCUCAAGGGCGAUGUAAAGGCUAUCGCGAACGGGUAUCAGAAGAUCCCUGCGGACGUCGAGUUCCUCCCCUUUCAUAACAGCGCCGCACCUUUCCAAAAGAAUCUGGUCGUUCUGUUGUCGCAAGCCCUCAUUGCACUGCACAAAGAGGUACAUAUCCCUGUGGAAGACCAAGGAGCCUUUUUGGAUAUGCUGAUCCAAUGGAGCAUAUAUCACUCUGACAAUUCGAUAGCGAGGGAGAGCGCCUGGCACAUCAUCGCCGCUGUUGUCAACAAACGAGAAGCCGACCUCGCGCCCUUCCUCUCUUCCAAACUCGAGUUAUUCUGGCCAUCCGAGAUCUUGACAAACAGCGGCGGAGCAGACGCCCGACGUCUCGCCAUCCGUGCAUGGGUCAUGUCGUUCGUCGAUCGCCUCUUUGGCCUGUUCGAAGACGAGGAGGUCAGCUGGGACGCCGCCAGAGCCGUCGGUCAGAUCGUGGCUGCAGAUCCCGUCCUCACGAAGAAGAACCAUGCUGUGAUCAGGAUCCUGUACGCACAAAAAUACGCGAAUGCCAUCCUCCCCCGGAUCAUAUCUGGUGCCAAGUCCCAUGACGAUCCGCAAAAACAAACCGCCCACCUCGUCGCGCUCACCUCGCUCAUCAAGUCCGUCCCAAAAUCAACCUACGCCCACGAAAUGCGCACGCUCAUGCCGCUGCUGCUCCGCGGGCUGGACCUCCCCGACACCGACAUCCGCGCCAACGUGAUCGACACGCUGCUCGCCGCCGCGCACGCGGACGUCGACGCGGACGCGAAGCACGCGAAGGAGGGCAGCGUCGUCGCGGAGCACGCGGCGAGCCUGACGGCGACGAUGCUGCGGAACACGCUCGCGGCCAGCAUGCCCAGCGCGAAGGUGCGCAUCGCCGCGCUGCGUUAUCUCGCCGUCCUUCCCAAGGUCGUGCGCUACGACGUGCUGCAUCCGCACAGAGCGGCAGUGCUGCGAGACCUGGCGCGCGCGCUGGACGACCCGAAGAGAGCCGUGCGGAAGGAGGCGGUGGACGCGCGGACGAAUUGGUUCACUUACAGCGGCUGAUGUGUCUCGGUCGACAAGUCGACCGCGCGACGCGGGCUGAAAGAUGUGUUGUAAGAGUACCGUUAGAAUUAUAUCUUUAUUGUCCUU